Messenger RNA from Hypanus sabinus (Atlantic stingray), 5020 nucleotides. RefSeq names its product phospholipase A and acyltransferase 3-like. The coding region runs from base 3497 to 4006 and encodes 169 amino acids. The transcript has 6 exons. Lineage: Eukaryota; Metazoa; Chordata; Chondrichthyes; Myliobatiformes; Dasyatidae. Gene Ontology annotation, molecular function: A2-type glycerophospholipase activity; glycerophospholipid phospholipase A1 activity. Gene Ontology annotation, cellular component: cytoplasm. Gene Ontology annotation, biological process: N-acylphosphatidylethanolamine metabolic process. The record is from RefSeq and is a predicted model, not a curated record.
GACACACACAAAAUGCUGGAGGGGCUCAGCAGACCAGGUAGCAUCUAUAGAAAGGAGCAAACAGUCGACACUCUGCGACUGACGAAGGGCCUCAGGCUGAAACGUCAACUGUUUACUCUUGUCCGUAGAUGCUGCCUGACGUGCUGAGCUCCUCCAGCACUUUGUGUGUGUGUGUUGCUUAGUAUUUCCAGCAUCCGCAGCCUGUCUUGUGUUUGCGAAACCACCCCCGGUGCUUAAUCAGCAACCCUUGAGUCACCACAAGGCAAUGUCAGACAGUUACCACGCUGGGUUCUUACGGCCGACCGUGUGACUAGGAGAGGGAGUGCAGUCAUAGUGCAAGUGCAUUGAUCACCACAACACAGGAAUAGUUCCUUUGGCCCAUCUAAUCCGUGCUGUUCUGUUAUUCUGCCUGGUGCCAUUGUCCUGCCCUGGACCAUGGCCCCCUUUCCCAUCCAUCUAUGUAUCUAAACUUUCAAAAUUGCAAUUGAACCCGCACCCGCCACGUCUGCUGGCAGCUCGUUCCGCUCUCGCACCACCCCCAGAUGAAGUUCUCCUUCGAUACUUCACCUUUUCCCUGUCGCCUCUGACUCGGUUCUACUCUCACCCCACUUCAGUGGGAAAGGCCUGCUUGCAUUAAGCCCUCUCAAGUUUGCCUGCCUCUAUCAAAUCUCCCCUCGUUUUCCCACGUCCGAACCUAUUCGACUUUCUGCCUCCAACUCGGGUCGUCAAGGCCCAGCAACACCCUUGUAAACUUUCACUGCACCCUUUCAAUUGUAUUGAUAUCUUUCCUGUCGGUAGGUGACCAGAACUGAGGACAAAACUCCAAAUUAGGCCGCACCAACAUCUUCAAAAUGAUGUCUGAACAUUUAUGAAAUGAUGCCCGAUUUAUGAAGGGCGCUGUGCUGAAAGAUCUCUUUACGACCCUUUCUAGCUUUCAUGAAAUUAUGGACCUGUAUUCCCAGAUCCCUCUGUUCUGCAACACUCCUAAUUGCCCUUCUGUUUGCCCCAUCGAAGUGCAGCACCUCCCACUUGUCUGUGUUAAUUUCCAUCUGGGCAGUGUAUCCUUUAUCUUACACAUAAGGCAAUGGCACUAUUAAAACUGGUCUUCAACUCCACGCCUCCCUCUCUUCCCUCCAGGUCCAAGCUUGUCGAUGAGCCUCCUCCCUGAGGAGAUUCCGACCCCUCCUGUUUGCUUUGAGUGAGUGUGCGAUUGAGUUUCCUUCUGACACUAGGGCAGAAGUGGACUGUUCAGCCCAGCAGCCGCCUGAUGCUGUUCACAUGACCACUUCCCUCCUCUUUCCCAGUUCCUCCACUCCCCGGUGUCCUUAAUCAUGUCCACUUAAUAAACACAAUGUGUUCUUUAUUAGACUCCAGUGUGGGCCAGUUCGACUGCGCUGUGCUCUGUGUUAAAAUCCAGUGUGUGGCCAUAAGGCAGCACUGUGCUCUGUACUUGGUUCCUGUGUGUCCGUUGCACACCGCACUGCGCUCUGUCUGUUGUGAGAAGGACUUCCUGACGUCGCCCAUGACCAGCAAUCUUUGACUUUUAACUUUCCAUCUCCCUGUCCUCUCUGCUGCCGGUGAAUCGUUCCCAACUCCCUGAUCCAUGGGUAGCGGUUGGUGGUAUGCUGUUACAGCUCGGCAAGUUCAAUUCUGCCGCUCUUCUGUAAGGAGCUUGUAUAAUCUCCGUGUGGCAAGCGUAGGCUCUCCUCUGGGUGUUGCCAUUUCCUCCCACACUCCAAAGAUUUCCGGUUGGUAGGUUAAUUGGUGAUUGUAAGUUGUCCUGUGGUUAGGCUAGUGUUAAAUCAGCGGAUUGUCCCGUGUUUGAGUCAGACUUAACCGGGGUUGUGGGGUCACUGGGCCUCGAAGGGCCAGAGGGGCCUGUUCUGCACUGCAUCCCUCAAUAAACACGAGCAAAUGCAUGUUGGACGUGCAGAGGAUAUAAUCAUGCGUAACAUUCAAUAAAACGUGCUGGAAACACUCAACACGUCAGGCAGCGUCUGUGGAGAGAGCCCCAGAGUUCACGUUCUGGCUCAGUGACAAUGUUUUACUUCAGGAUUCAAACACCUGUUAUAAUUUUGUGUCAUGAUAUUUUAAUUGUGCUGCUAUCAGUAGAUUAAAGUCCUGUUUUGCAAGUUCUGUGUGAGCCUGUAUUAGAGCAUUUGUCAAACAUGCCGUCUCAGGGGUGAGGAUGAAUCAGCAUCUGGGAGGGGGAAUUAAAAUCUGGCCAAGCAGUGCCACAAUAACCUCUCGCUUGGCCUCAGCAAGACCACAGAGGUGAUUACUGACUUCAGGAGGGGGAAAUCAGAGGUCGAUGUGCCAGUCCUCAUCGGGGGACCAGAGAUGGAGAGGGUCAGCACCCCAGUGUUAGUAUUUUAAAGGACCUAUCUCGGGGCCCAGCACACGAGUGCCAUUACGGAGAAAGCAUGGCAGCACCCCUACCUCCUUAGGAGUUUGUGAAGAUUCGGCGUGACAUCCAGAACUUUGACAAACUUCUACAGCAGUGCGGUGAUGCAUCAGUAUGGAAACACCAAUCUCCUUGAAAGGGAAAUCCUCCAGAAGAUUAUGGGUUUGGCACGUCUACACAUAACACUGUCGUAGGAAAGCAGCAUCCAUCAUCAGGGACACCCACCACCCGGGUCGUGCCUUCAUCUCAUUGCUAGAAGGCAUUGGAGCCCCAGAACCCUCACCAGCAGGCUCAGAAACAGUUACUACCCCUCAACCAGAUGGAAGACUUCACUUGGCCUUUCACUGAACUGUUCCCACAACCACUUACAAGGACUCUUUAUCUCAUUCUACUGGUAUUUUUUAUUAUUAUAUUUUUCUUCUUUAUUUGUGCAGUUUGAUGUCUUUUGCGCGCUGGUUGAACGCCCAAGCUGGUGUGCUUUUUCACUGAUACUAUUAAGGAUUUAUUGGGAAUGCUGAAGAUUUGCAUUAGCCGUCCUCAGCUCCGAGUCAACCUGCGCGUUCGCCUUUCGGGAAUCACGCCCAAAUCCCUUUACACUUCCGACUUCGGAACCUGCUGCCCGUUUGCAAAAGGAUCUGAACUUUCCCCUCCCGUGCGCCAGCGGAUUCUCAAUCCACGCCAGGACACUCCCCGGAAAAUCGAGUGUGAGGGUUUUUGUCCCGGGAACGAACGGGCGGCAGGUGACAGUGUGAUGUGCAGAGUCCGAAGACGACCGUGUGACAGAAGAGAGGUCAGUCGUAACGGGAAUGUCACGCCUCUCGGACCAACUGAGCCCUGGAAGUGUUUCCCCACCCCACUCUCCCAAAACCCUUUCUCUUUCUCUUUCGACUCGUCACGGGAGCUGGUCUCCGAUAAAAGCGCCCGGCCCAGACUGCAAGUGUCAGACCUCCACCCGCCGAGCCGAGAGCAGGGUCAGCCCUUCCAGUCCCGCCUGCAGGCUCUGAAAGGAAGCAACGAGAUCAGCUUUGCUCUGGGUCCCGUGGGGUGGAGGAUCGUUGUUUUCUGAACGUCGCCGGCGUCUCAUCGCUCGCUAUGGCUGCAUCAUUCUUUAGUCACCAGGACGACAAGGAUCCGAAAGCUGGUGACCUGAUAGAAAUUUUUCGGCCACUUUACCAGCACUGGGCACUGUACGUGGGGAAUGGUUAUGUCAUUCACCUGGCACCUCCUAGCGAGGUCUGCAACGCCGGGGCGAGCAGCAUCAUGUCUGUGUUCUCGGAGAAGGCCCACGUGAAAAGGGAGCUCUUACACGUCGUGGUGGGCGCAGACCGUUACCGGGUGAAUAAUAAACUGGACGACACCCGCUGUCCCAGGCCCAUCAACGUCAUCCUGAAGGAGGCUCAGCAGCAGAUAGGCUGCGAGAUGGACUAUAGCGUUCUCUCCGCAAACUGCGAGCACUUCGUCAUGGAACUGCGCUACGGGGUGUCCAGAUCUACUCAGGUUGAAGAUGCAGCUUUCUACUCUGCUGCUGGUGUCGGUAUUCUCGGCACUCUGGCGGUUUUUGGCUAUCACUUCAUGAAAUCACAGCAGAAGCAGAAGAAAUGAAGAAGCAGCUCUGUCUGGGUGUGGAAUUACACCCCUCCCUGGGGAACACCACUUUCUGCUGGUGCUCUAAGAUGGAGACACAGUCCUUGCCAUUCAAACCUUAAUUUCUCUCUCUCUCCCUGUUGCUCUCUGUCUCCCCCUCUCUCUCUCUCUGUCUCCCUCUCUCUCUCUCUCUGUUCCCCUCUCUCUCGUCUCUCUCUCUCCCUGUCUCUCUCUUCGUUCCUUUCUGCCUCUCUCCCCCCAUCACCCCCUCCGGAGUGUGGCAUGUUGGCCUUUACCAGUCAUGUGUAGGAUCGGAGUGUCCCAGGGACAGACAGGAUCGCCUGCCUGCUGGCAUGAACGUCGGGAUUUCUCUACUUACAGCAAUUUCUCCCAUCGCUCCUUUCCCUUCUCCCAUUCCCCGUUCUGGUUCGCCUCUCACCCCUUCUCCCCACCUCACCUGCCCAUCCUCUGGUUCCCCCAACUCCUUCCCUCUCUCCCCCGAUCCACUCUCUCCCCCGAUCCACUCUCUCCCCCGAUCCACUCUCUUCCCCGAUCCACUCUCUUCCUACUCUUCUUCAGCCCUUGACCCCUCCCACCCAUGACCAAGGCUUUUGGGGCGCACAUUCUGCCCUGUCUGUCCCCUACUUCAACCCCCCCGAACCCCACCCCACUCUGACUGGGUUUGAGAGGGAAACUCGAUCCGUCCUCUGCCUCCACUACCGGUGCAACAGUGGGCAUGGCGUGCGGCAUCUCACUGUCUCCGAAACGUACCACCAGAAUGCACCACCUUUCCUGCCGUGGGGGUGGGGGGGGAUUUAGAGGAGGCAGUGGCCUCCCCCCACCCACUCAAGGUGCAAUGAGACUACUGACAAUGAUAUUUUAAUUUAUAUGUUAUUUUAUGGGUGUGUAAAAAUGCAUAUGUAUAUGCAAUAAUAUUUAAUAAGAUUAAUGAAAGUCUGCAUUGAUAUAUAAACCUCAUCCCCUUGAUUAAACCUGCUUUCGAGCGUGUAAUAAAGCCAUUCGAAUUUUCAA